Molecule: messenger RNA, 594 nt
Organism: Magnolia sinica
Lineage: Eukaryota; Viridiplantae; Streptophyta; Magnoliopsida; Magnoliales; Magnoliaceae
Exons: 3
Coding region: 1-594 (197 amino acids)
Source: RefSeq, a predicted model, not a curated record
AUGAUCAGGGAAUCUAAGAAAGCAGCAGUAGCAGCCAAGCUGGGGUUCUCCAAGCAUGUUUCAGACGAUGCUGCAAGCAACAAAAUUUGGAUUUUGGCCAAUGAUAACAUCCUUGUUCAAACUGUGCGGGCAACCAGCCAAUGCUUUACAGGCCCCUGGCUGAUAAGUGGGGACUUCAACGUCACCCUAUCCCCUGAAGAUAGAUUAGGCGGUCCGUCACAUGUGACUGGUGGUAUGAGCAAGUUUCUAGACAUGGUUAAUGAUACAAGUUUGAUAGAUAUGGGCUUUUCAGACUGGCAGUGGGCCUUCCCAGUUUCAAUAGUCAGCCAUCUCACUUGCACCCAUUCCGACCAUUCCCCUUUGCUCCUUACUCUCCAUCAAGACCCAGUGCAGUUCCCCCACCCCUUCAGGUUCCAACGAAUGUCAACCAUUCAUGAAGACUUUAUCCAAGUUGUCUCAGAUUGCUGGAGCAAUGAAGUAACCACCACCCCUAUGUACAGAUUCUAUAUCAAGAUGAAGAGCCUUAAUUCAAAGCUGAAAGCUUGGAACUUAGUAGUGUUUGGAGACGUUAAUAAAAAGGUCCAGGAGGCAUAG